GCUCAGUACAAAGCAAACAUGUUCCAGUACCUAUUAGCUGUGUGCCUUAUCAGUUCGGCCCUGGGAAAUGAAGCCCAAUCGGGCCGCAUCGUUGGUGGGCGACAAGCGGGUCGUGGUCAAUUUCCGUUCCAGGGGUCGCUGCGAAAUCUAAAAAAUUCCCACUUUUGCGGUGCAGCCAUCAUCGGCGACAGAUGGCUCCUGACAGCCGCCCACUGCACUAUUGGAAAUCUACCUUACCAGCUUCGGGUGGUAGUUGGGUCGGUUGAUCGCACGGCCGGCGGUGUAAGUUACAAUCUGGCGCAGAUCAUCGAACACCCGGACUUUAACGAGCUCACACUGGAUAACGAUCUAGCACUUCUGAAGACGGUUUACCCGAUUGAGAUGAGUUUUUUCGUUCAACCAGUCGUGCUGAGUGGUAAUGUGAUUCCGGCUGGAAUAAUUGCGACCGCUAGUGGAUGGGGACAAACCUUCGUGGGAUCUGGAUUGGCCACCAUGCUGCAGUUCAUGGAAGUGAGAACGUUGAACAAUUACGAAUGUAAACUGAGACAUGGCCUCCAGAACCGGGAAAAAGUUCACACUACCAGUUUGUGCACGUUCUCGCGCAGUGGCCAGGGAACUUGCAUGGGAGAUUCGGGAAGUCCUCUGGUCGCCAAUAGCGAACUGGUCGGAAUAGUAUCGUGGGGUGUUCCUUGCGCUGCUGGAAAACCCGAUGUGUACACUAGUGUGCCGGCCCACCGAGCAUGGAUCAAAUAUACUACGGGAAUUUAGGUUGUGAGUGGACGAGACAUGUUAUAUCAGAUCGAUUCAACGCUCCUCAAUUACAUACUAGAAGCACAUAGUUAAAACGCAACACACUUGUACUGUUGUUUUAUUAAACUUGAAUAAAAUCAAAAAUAGAUAUUUUUAA
Molecule: messenger RNA, 907 nt
Organism: Topomyia yanbarensis
Lineage: Eukaryota; Metazoa; Arthropoda; Insecta; Diptera; Culicidae
Product: chymotrypsin-2-like
Exons: 2
Coding region: 19-768 (249 amino acids)
Biological process (GO): proteolysis
Molecular function (GO): serine-type endopeptidase activity
Source: RefSeq, a predicted model, not a curated record